AUUGAUAAUUAUUCAUAAUUGCUGACGAUGGAAAAAAAAGUUUAAGCUCAUUGUAAGGGGUAACCUUUCUUAUGAAAUGCCAGUGAAAGACAAUAUGCAGAAGGGGACGGAUUAGAAAACAUUGUGUAACGUGAACUUUUAAAUAGGGCACUCCUCCUCGGUGUUGUUGACAACUGCAUCCGGGACGUGCCGCCGUUCACUUCCGCUUUGUGUUUCAUAAACUCCGGACAGAGAGAGGUGAGGAUGCUGUCCCUGUCGCGAGCGGCGCUGUGCGGGGUGGCGCGCGUGCCAGCGGCUGUCAGUCAAGGUGCGGUGACUGCGGUGGUCCGGUUCAACAGCACGGCACAGGAUGCACCUAAGAAAACUACAUACGGACCACUGUCUGAUCAGGACCGCAUUUUUACAAACCUCUAUGGCCGUCAUGACUGGAGGCUGAAGGGGGCAUUGAAGCGUGGAGACUGGUACAAGACAAAGGAGAUCCUGCUGAAAGGGGUCGACUGGAUCCUCAAUGAGAUCAAGGUUUCCGGCCUGCGAGGAAGAGGUGGAGCUGGGUUCCCUACUGGCAUGAAGUGGAGCUUCAUGAACAAGCCCAGUGACGGCAGGCCUAAGUAUCUGGUGGUGAAUGCUGAUGAGGGAGAGCCGGGCACCUGUAAGGACAGGGAGAUCAUGCGUAAUGACCCACACAAGCUGGUGGAGGGCUGCCUGGUGGCAGGGAGGGCCAUGGGGGCCCGUGCUGCAUACAUCUACAUCAGAGGAGAGUUCUACAAUGAGUCCUCCAACCUGCAGGUAGCGAUCAAUGAGGCCUACAAUGCCGGGCUCAUUGGAAAGAACGCCUGUGGCUCUGGUUACGACUUUGAUGUGUUUGUAAUGCGUGGUGCUGGAGCCUACAUCUGCGGAGAGGAGACUGCUCUUAUUGAGUCCUUGGAGGGCAAGCAGGGCAAGCCCCGUCUCAAGCCCCCAUUUCCCGCUGAUGUGGGUGUCUUUGGUUGCCCAACAACUGUUGCCAAUGUGGAAACUGUAUCCGUGGCACCCACCAUCUGCCGUCGCGGAGGCUCCUGGUUCCUGGGCUUUGGCAGAGAGAGGAACUCAGGCACCAAGCUCUUCAACAUCUCUGGUCAUGUUAACCAUCCCUGCACAGUGGAGGAGGAGAUGUCCGUCCCCCUGAAAGAUCUUAUCGAGAGGCACGCAGGCGGAGUGCGUGGUGGUUGGGAUAAUCUGCUGGCUGUAAUCCCCGGUGGCUCCUCAACACCGCUCAUUCCCAAGAAUGUGUGUGAAGAGGUGCUGAUGGACUUUGAUGGCCUCAUCCAGGCUCAGACUGGCUUGGGCACAGCUGCUAUUAUCGUCAUGGACAAAUCUACUGACAUUAUCAGAGCCAUUGCCCGUCUGAUUGAGUUCUACAAACAUGAGAGCUGUGGCCAGUGCACACCCUGCAGAGAGGGAGUGGACUGGAUGAACAAUAUGAUGUGGCGUUUUGUGAGGGGUGAUGCACGGACAGCUGAGAUCGACAUGAUUUGGGAGAUCAGUAAACAGAUUGAGGGACACACUAUCUGUGCCCUGGGUGACGGUGCUGCUUGGCCAGUGCAGGGACUGAUCAGGCACUUCAGGCCUGUCAUGGAAAGCCGAAUUGCUGAAUUCCAGCAGCAGCAGCAGGCCAGGGCUUAAACGGUUCAUCGACUCCAUGGCCUUGUUCCCUUGCCUGACACACCCUUACCUUAUGUUCCUCUCAUUAAAAAAAAAAAAAUGAUAUUUAAACGAUAAUGUGCUAUUAUCCACCUUGUUGACAAACUCAUGCCUUCCUAUGUCUGCCUUGUCUCAAGUUAUCAAUAAAGUUCUAUGAACCUUAAAUUUA
Messenger RNA from Myripristis murdjan (pinecone soldierfish), 1849 nucleotides. RefSeq names its product NADH:ubiquinone oxidoreductase core subunit V1 (gene ndufv1). Bases 244 to 1662 code for a protein of 472 amino acids. The record is from RefSeq and is a predicted model, not a curated record. The transcript is spliced from 11 exons. Gene Ontology annotation, cellular component: respiratory chain complex I. Gene Ontology annotation, biological process: mitochondrial electron transport, NADH to ubiquinone. Lineage: Eukaryota; Metazoa; Chordata; Actinopteri; Holocentriformes; Holocentridae. Gene Ontology annotation, molecular function: FMN binding; NAD binding; 4 iron, 4 sulfur cluster binding.